UCGAGGCGGGCCUGGGCUUGUUGGAACACGCCCGGGCGAGUCAUCUUGGCGGUUUUGUUCUCAGAACGCUCAGAACCGUUAGAUCAGCGCAGACGCCGGACGUGUACAUUCAAGCUCUCAUACAACCGGGCCAAUACUUCAAGUAGUGCCGAAUUUGUAGCAAUAUCCUCAGUGUUAUCCAACAAUUUUCGGCGUUUUAUCUGAACUCACCUCACGCCCAUCCCCUUCUUGACAUUUGUGUCAAGUUUGGCCGAGGUGUGCACACAUUUUCAACGGUUGGCGGCACCGCGUGACACGAAACCCACGACAUUCAACACAGGCGAUACCAGAUUAGCACGCCUUGCACUAGUUGCAGUUUUUAUGCUACACGACAUUGGACCAGCUGCGGGGGUCAAGAAAGAACGAUGGCUUACAAUUAUUACUACUAUUAUGAAGAGUCGGAUUCGUCUGAUGAAGAGUCACGUGAUUCGCCUGCACAGCUUCCGAAUUCUCCUUGGACCGGACUCUACCAUGGCCACGUCAUCAAACGAAUGAUAUCUCACACUCUUGAGAGUUGGGGCAGACACUGGGACAGACCACACAUAUUCGUCGUAACGCCUUUCAUUGACGAUGAAGGCCUGAGAAUGAUCAGAGAUGCGAUUGGACAGCGGGGCAAAAUCGAGGCUCUGUACACCCGAGACAAAGAUGAUGAUCCUCUUGAAGAUAAGAUGCAAGGAAUCCUCGCGGAAGAGAAUUUCGUCAAGCUGAGGGUUGGUCCUCGCGAGAUACAAAACCAGAAGCACUACUACCACUGCAAGUUCGUCGCUGCCGAGUUUCGUGACCGUGUGGAGAUUCUGAUGACCAGCGCCAACUUGACAGCCGACCACUUCAUGCGGGAGCAGAUAGAUUCAGUACACAAGUACGAGGUUACACCCGGGGCCUUUAGAGAGGAGUACUUGAAGAAGUUGAAUGAGCACUCAAAAGAUUAUGAGUGGCCAAGAGCAGCGUGUUGUAGGUACAAGCCAGAACAACAGAACGUACGUGCGCCCUACGCUCCGACUAGACAGGUAGUCUGUUACAACUGUGAUGAAGAGGGCCACUACUCCUAUGAGUGUCACGACUUCCACAGACGACAGCAACAGACGACACGUGCGUUCUACGCUCCUACUAGACACGGAAAAUGUUACACCUGUGGGGAAUAUGGCCACUACGCCAGGGAAUGUCCUGACAACUUCCAUCCUGCAGGGUACUACUGACCCUGAAAAGUACCCUGCCAUGUAAUAGUUGUUGGGUGGGCCAGCUGUACUCUCUCCUUGCAACUAAGGGCUGAAUUGAUCUUGAGGAUAAGUACAACUAUUGGGUUCCUGUGAGGGGUGAUAUAAUCCUAUUCAGUGAUAUCUGUAUACAUCAAGACAUCUUUGUAUGAUGUAGGUGUAUGUAUUAAGAUUAAUUUUGAAACACUCGGAUUUACCUGAAGGUUGAAGAUACAUGCGUGAUUAGUACCUGUACUGUGUGUCAGAAACGACUGGUUCAAUACUGGUACAUGCCACUACCAGUUAUGACAAUGUGUAUGUGAAGUUUUUGAAAUAUUGUUUUCAUGCAGGUAUACAAGGCAUUGCUUGUGUUUACCGCUUUUUGUAUAUUACCUUUGAUACACAUUACAUUAAAAAGUCUGUUAUACACUUUCGUAAACCAUCAUCAUAGUGUGGUUUUGUCAUAAGUUUUGAGGCUUAUUUUUAGAUAAGAAUUAGGUCGAACCCAUGGCCAUGUCUAUUAUCAUAUGUGUACUAAAUAAUUCAGUUGAAUUAAUUUCCAACAUAAUGAUUUCCGGUCCUGUAAAAUGUUCUUUUCAUUUAGUGACGUCGACCUUCAUCUAAUUGUAUUACUUUCCUUUAGAUUAUCUUUGUAUUCGUUAAUUCAUUUUUAAUUACUAUAUUAGUUAUGAUAUAUGGUAUUAGUUUUUAUUAAAACCGAACGACAGACUUUGUAACUCCAACCGUGUAGAAAAUUAAUGUUUAACGUUAGAGUGUGUACAUUACAAUGUAUACAAUGUGUAUUGCUGAAUAGAGUGCCUUUCAUAGGUCAUGUUUGAACGCCUCGAUUUGUCUCAGUGUCAUUCUAGAUCUUGUUCGGUAUAUUACUACAUGCACAAUUAGUACCGGAAUAAGAGAAUAGGAGAAACAACAUGAUCUACGUUACAUC
Messenger RNA from Branchiostoma belcheri (Belcher's lancelet), 2181 nucleotides. RefSeq lists its product as uncharacterized. The transcript has 5 exons. NCBI's taxonomy places the organism in Eukaryota, Metazoa, Chordata, Leptocardii, Amphioxiformes, Branchiostomatidae. Bases 405 to 1235 code for a protein of 276 amino acids. The record is from RefSeq and is a predicted model, not a curated record. Gene Ontology annotation, molecular function: nucleic acid binding; zinc ion binding.